Messenger RNA from Rhopalosiphum padi (bird cherry-oat aphid), 2700 nucleotides. Its product is annotated as glucose dehydrogenase [FAD, quinone]-like. Gene Ontology annotation, molecular function: oxidoreductase activity, acting on CH-OH group of donors; flavin adenine dinucleotide binding. The record is from RefSeq and is a predicted model, not a curated record. Bases 125 to 1930 code for a protein of 601 amino acids. The transcript has 2 exons. NCBI's taxonomy places the organism in Eukaryota, Metazoa, Arthropoda, Insecta, Hemiptera, Aphididae.
UUACCAGCACAGUACGUCUAUUUUACAUAUCAAGUGGUGCGUCCAUCUAUAUUAUCAUUUAGAAAAGUUUUUACUAACAAAUAACAAAUUUCAAUUCCUACAAAUCGUGUUGAACAAAAUACCAAUGUUUUUCAAAAUAAUAUUUAUUUUAUUAAGUAUAAUAUUUCUAAGAUUAGAUGCGAUUAAAUAUCCGAAAGAUUUCGGUCCAGAUCUGUUGUCGGGAGAGUGCAAUAUAAAAUUUGAUUUUAUCGUUGUCGGUGCUGGUAGUGCUGGUUCGAUAAUUGCUUCUCGCUUAAGUGAAAUAUCAGAAUGGAAUGUUUUACUAUUAGAAGCAGGCGGUGAUCCUCCAGAAUCAUCGGAAAUUCCACUUAAAUGGAGUUUGGCACUGAAUACAGAAUACGAUUGGAAAUUUUUAACUGAACAAGAAGAUAAUUUGUUCAAAGGUUUAGACGGAGAAAGGUGUCAUGUACCCAGAGGAUGUAUGUUAGGUGGCAGUUCGUCCAUGAACGUGAUGCUGCAAAUCCGUGGCACAAAGUUUGAUUUUGACGAAUGGGAAAAAAUGGGUUGCACUGAUUGGGGUUUCGAUUCCAUACUACCAUAUUUUAUAAAAUCUGAAAAUUUUACCGACGCGUCUAGGUUUGAUCCAAAGAUUCACGGAAAUUCCGGACCUCUCACUGUCAGUCCAUUUGAAGCCCCAGAUCCUGCUAUACAAACAAUAUCUCAAGCAGCAGAAUUAAUGGGCCUAAAAAAUGUGAAAGAUUUGAAUACAAUAGAACGUUCAGUUGGAUACGCUAUGUCGGAUAGCACAACUCGGAAUGGUCUGCGGUGCAGUACGUUAAAAGCUUUCUUAAUUCCCAAUAGUGAACGACCAAAUUUGUUCGUAGCCAAAUACACCCGAGUCACAAAAAUUCUUAUCGAGAACAAAGCCGCGGUCGGUGUAGAGUUUGUAACAAAAACAGGCGAGUUCAAGACCGUAAACUGUACACAAGAAGUCAUAGUAUCUGCCGGCGUGAUAAUGAGUCCUCAAUUACUUAUGAUCUCCGGGAUUGGACCAGCCGAUCACCUGAAAGAGAUGAGUGUCGACGUGGUGGCUGAUCUCCCCGUCGGCCUUAACUAUCAAGACCACGUCGCUUUUUUCGGUCUUGUUCUUAGUGACCGUAAGGAUAGACCAAUCGCAGACAUCGUGGCGGAAAGUCAAAAACUUAGAAAGGAUACUUUUGAUUUAAUUCCCAAAGGUAUCAGUACAAUGGGGCUGACAGGACUUCUCAGUUUUGUCGAUACAAAACGCGCGUCUGGAAACCCUGACAUUGAAAUCAUGAAAAUAAGAUACUCGUAUAAUACAACCCGACAGAUGAACACGUUCAAGAACAUGUUUGGAUUUUCCGACGAGAUGGCAAAUAUUUACAAUGAAUUGAACACGAAAAGUGACAUAAUACUUAUGAUACCGAUUAGUAAUAUAAUAACCAAGACAGGACGUGUUUCACUAAGAUCGAAUGAUCCUAUGGCAACCCCAAAAAUUAUCGCAAACUAUUUAUCCGACCAAGAAGAAAUCGAUACGAUGGUGAGAGGUAUUGAGUUCGUGGUUGAAAUGUGCAAGACAAAACCAAUGACUGAUGCGGGAUAUGCAUUUGAGGAAAUAGUGUACCCGAAUUGCGAGGCAAAUUGCGAAUGGGGCACCAAAGACUACUGGAAAUGUGCUAUUAAAAAUCUAGCCACCUCAAUUUUUCAUUCGGUUGGUACCAACAAGAUGGGUGCGAUCAGCGACAAGACCUCGGUGGUCGAUCCUUCUUUUAAAGUGAUUGGCGUUGAUAGACUUAGAGUGAUUGACUGUUCGGCGAUGCCGUCGUUAGUGUCUUGCAACACUAACGCCGCCACAAUGAUGAUGGCUGAAAAAGGAGCUGAUAUGAUUAAAACCCAGUAUGGGAAAUGAGGUUAUAACUUUUUAUAUUUUAUUAACCAUAUAUUAGUUUUUAAGGUAUAUUUAUUUUUACGUUUAAUAAAUUACCAUUAAAUAAAAAUGUUCACAAUAUUAUCUAAUAUUCUUAAAAUAAUAUUAAUAAUGAAAAUAAAAAAAAACACUUUAAAUCUAAAUAUUGCAAUAAAAAAGUAUAAACUAUGAUUAUGAAAAAACCAAAUCAAAUUGUCAUUUAACGAAUUUCAAAUGAAUAAUCAAUUUAAUAUAUAAUAUUGUAUGAUGUUUUUAUUAAAUUUAUUUAACCAAUUCAUUGUUAUAAAAAUGUUAGUAAUUACUAAUUAGUUAUAAUAGGUAUGUUAUAUUUUGUGUACCACAGCUAUGAAAAUCCUACAAUUUACUGUCCUGUUUAUUUUUAAAAGAAAACAUUACACACAUUUUGUCAAUCUUUAAACACAGAAUAUUCUUGUUAUGUCGAAUCCCAAGGGAAACAGGACAAAGUUUGAGAUAUCAAAAAUUUCGAGGUAUCGAAUUUAAUUGAAAUUCUUAAAAAAUAAGUAAAUAAUUUGAUUGCUUAAAAUGCAUUGUAUGAAUACUUAAAGUACUAAUACUAAAUACAUAUCAAAAAACUACAAUAAUGAAUGAAUGAACUUUUUUUUAAAAAUAUCUGUCAUUACAGUUUGUUUAAUAUUACUUAUGUUUUUGUAAGAAUGUAAAAAAUAAUUGUAAAGACAUUUUAAUUUACGCUUAUUUUUCAUUUCAAUAUAUUUUAUACGAAUGACUACAAA